Messenger RNA from Plutella xylostella (diamondback moth), 469 nucleotides. RefSeq lists its product as uncharacterized. NCBI's taxonomy places the organism in Eukaryota, Metazoa, Arthropoda, Insecta, Lepidoptera, Plutellidae. The record is from RefSeq and is a predicted model, not a curated record.
AUAAAACAAAGCCUACCCAACAACUUAAUGCGCCUAAAGGGGACUAUAUAAGCCGGGUGGCAUCGCUUUACAAUCAAUAUUUGCAUCAACACUUCAUAAUGAAUCUUAUAAUUUUGGGAGGUGUGCUAGUGGCGCUAUGCGUGGUGGUGUCGGCGCAGCCCGCGGGUCUUGGGGACCUGCCCUUGGAGGGGGGUCAUGAGGAGUCCCUGCAGGCGGCCGAGACCUUCGGCUUCGGGUACGGCGGGUACGGUGGACGCGGCUUCGGCGGGUACGGCGGACACUACGGCGGGUACGGUGGACACUACGGCGGGUAUGGCGGACGCGGGUUCGGGGGCUAUGGCGGACACCACGGCGGUUACGGAGGUUACGGCGGUGGCCGCUACUACGGAGGCUGGGGACGCUAAACACGAGUGAAAUUGUAAUACUGAAUACGGCUAGUUUAAUUAGAAAAUAAAAUUAUGUUAAGAUA